AUAAUCUCGGACGGGACGGUAUUGCCGCUCGUCCUCUCGCGUGUGUUGUGCGUUUUUGUGUUGUGGACGUUCCGCUGAGCCGAGGCUCGCGUCUCGCAGAUUCGGGCAACGCCCGGCCGCAUCGCGGCUAGUGAAGUUUAUUGUUUUGGUUUCGAUCUGGUUUUUAUUCGCGUUGUCCAAAAGUGACCCCAGUGAUCAGUGAAGUGUUUCAGUGAGUGCAAUAUGGCUACCCUCACCGUAUUUACGGUCCUCGUCGCCCUGCUCGCGAUUGGAGCAGUGCGAUGCGAGGACGAAACGAUCGGACCGAUAUUCAUGAAGGAACCCCCGAACCGAGUUGACUUCAGCAACACGACCGGAGCCGUAGUGGAAUGCGCCGCCCGAGGAUCCCCCGCCCCUGACGUCAUUUGGGUACGAGCUGAUGGAACCGCUGUUGGAGAUGUCCCUGGAUUGCGACAGGUGCUACCGAACGGAAACCUAGUGUUCCCACCGUUCCGUGCGGAAGAUUACCGUCAGGAAGUCCACGCUCAAGUAUACGCCUGUCUCGCUAGGAACCCAGUUGGUACCAUCCAUUCUAGAGAUGUUAAUGUUCGUGCUGUCGUCUCUCAACACUACGACACUGAUGUGAACAAGGAAUACGUGAUUAUGGGGAACAGUAUUAUACUGAAAUGCCAAGUUCCUUCGUUCGUCGCCGAUUUCAUAGAAGUACUGUCAUGGCACACUGACGAAAAGGAAGACUUCUAUCCUGGCGAAAACUACGAGGGAAAAUAUUUAGUCUUGCCAUCUGGUGAAUUGCAUAUUCGUGAUGUUGGCCCUGAGGACGGUUACAAAUCAUACCAAUGUAGAACAAAACACAGGCUUACUGGAGAAACUCGUUUAUCUGCUACCAAAGGACGUCUUGUUAUCACUGAACCUGUCGGCUCCAAAGCUCCCACUUUUUCAACGGACUCUCGCAGUAGUACUUUCAUAAGAGUCGUCGAUCAAAGUUUCGCGUUAUUGUGUCAAGCACAAGCGUAUCCUGUUCCAAUAUUCAGGUGGUACAAGUUUAUCGAUGGCACGGCUAGAAAGCAACCAGUUGUUCUUAAUGACAGAGUAAAACAAGUUUCUGGAACCCUUAUUAUCAAAGAAGCUAAGGUUGAGGAUUCAGGAAAAUAUCUGUGCGUCGUAAACAACUCUGUCGGAGGUGAAUCAGUAGAAACCGUACUUACCGUAACUGCCCCAUUGAAAGCUACAGUGGAACCCGCCACACAAACCGUUGACUUUGGACGUCCCGCUGUAUUCACUUGCAGAUACGAAGGAAAUCCCGUAAAAACUAUCACAUGGCUGAAGGACGGCAAGGACAUGAACCAUCACGACCCCGCUCUGAGAAUCGAGUCAGUCAAGAAGGAAGACAAAGGAAUGUACCAAUGCUUUAUCAGAAACGAUCAGGAAAGUGCAGGAGCUAGCGCCGAAUUGAAAUUAGGAGGACGAUUCGAACCACCCCAAAUCCGUCACAGCUUCUCGGAACAGACCCUCCGCUCUGGCCCAUCAUUACGUCUCAAGUGCGUCGCCUCCGGUAACCCAACUCCCGAUAUCGCGUGGCAAUUGGAUGGAGAUAAGCUGAACAGUGGCGAGAGACUGCAGAUCGGACAGUUUGUUACCGCUGAUGGAAACGUGGAAUCGCACUUGAAUAUCUCCUCUGUGCACACUAAUGAUGGUGGACUGUACUCCUGUAUCGCGUCUAGCAAGGUCGGCAGCGCAUCCCACUCAUCCCGCGUGAACGUAUACGGUCUGCCGUACGUGCGCCCAAUGAAGAAACGCCCCGUCGUCGCCGGAGACACUCUCAUCGCGCACUGCCCUGUCGCUGGGUACCCUAUCGACUCCAUUGUGUGGGAACGGGAUGGACGUGUGCUCCCAAUCAACCGCAAACAGAAAGUAUUCCCCAACGGCACGCUAGUCAUCGAGAACGUAGAGCGAAUGAGCGACCAGGCCACCUACACGUGCGUCGCUAAGAACUCACAGGGAUAUAGUGCAAGGGGACAACUCGAGUUGCAAGUUAUGGUUCCCCCACAAAUACUGCCAUUUGAAUUUGGCGACGAACCAGCAAACGCUGGGGACAUGGCGUCCAUCUCUUGCGCUGUGAGUAAGGGUGACCAACCUCUCAAUAUCUCCUGGAUAUUUAACGGACAAAUCGUAUCCCGGCACAAUGAUUUGGGAAUCGUUCUAACCAAUAUCAACAAAAAAACUUCCAUAUUGAACAUUGAUUCCGUGAAUGGAAGCCAUAGAGGCACUUUUUCCUGUGUGGCAACAAACGCAGCUGGCUCCGUUAACCAUAGCGCUGUUCUUGAAGUCAAUGUACCCCCACGUUGGAUUUUGGAACCCACUGACAAAGCCUUUGCCCAAGGUUCUGAUGCUAAGGUCGAAUGUAAAGCUGAUGGCUUCCCUAAGCCCCAGGUCACAUGGAAGAGGGCUGAAGGUGAUACGCCAGGUGAUUAUAAAGACCUUAAACCAAAUAACCCAAAUGUUAAAGUUGAAGAUGGCACAUUGACUGUUUCUAAUAUCCAAAAGACAAAUGAGGGUUACUAUCUGUGUGAAGCUGUUAAUGGAAUUGGAUCUGGAUUAUCCGCCGUUAUUCUUAUUAGCGUUCAAGCUCCUCCCCAAUUUGAGAUUAAGAUGCGCAACCAAACUGCUCGCCGAAGUGAGCCCGCUGUUUUGCAGUGCCAAGCUAAGGGUGAAAAGCCAAUUGGAAUUAUUUGGAACAUGAACAACAAACGCCUCGAACCCAAAUCCGACCCACGAUACACGAUUCGCGAAGAAAUUUUACCUGGUGGAGUUGUAUCCGACUUAAGCAUCAGACGCACCGAACGAUCCGACAGCGCCCUGUUUACUUGCGUAGCUACUAACGCCUUUGGUUCCGAUGAUACGAGCAUCAACAUGAUUAUUCAAGAGGUUCCUGAAGCGCCAUACGGUUUGAAAGUUUUGGAUAAAUCUGGAAGAACUGUUCAACUGUCAUGGGCCGCUCCCUACGAUGGAAAUUCGCCAAUCAAGAAGUUCCUCAUUGAAUACAAACGCGCUAAAGGCAACUGGGAAAAAGAUAUUGACAGAGUACUUGUCCCCGGAGACGCAACCGAAGCCGGAGUGUUCAGCCUCAGACCAGCCACUGCUUAUCACAUUCGUAUCGUCGCUGAAAACGAACUCGGAACCUCUGAACCAUCGGAAACUGUGACCAUUAUCACCGCUGAAGAAGCCCCCACUGGAAUGCCGCAAGACGUCAAGGUUGAUGCUGCUGAUAAACAUACUCUCAGAGUUACAUGGAAACCACCCCCACCUCAGGACUGGAAUGGCGAACUCCAAGGAUAUUAUGUUGGUUACAAACUGGCGUCAAGCAACAAGUCCUUUGUAUUCGAAACCGUUGACAUUUCCAAGGAAUCUGGCAAGGAACAUCACCUCGACAUUCUUAAUCUGAAAACAUACACGCAAUACUCGAUCGUAGUGCAAGCGUUCAACAAGAUGGGGUCCGGCCCUGUAUCGAACGAAGUGCGCGCAUACACCGCAGAGGGCGCCCCGUCGGCCCCCCCACAGGACGUGCUCUGUACCACGCUCACUGCGCAAACUAUCCGUGUCUCCUGGGUCUCCCCGCCUCUAGCGGCCGCGAACGGACUGAUUAAAGCGUACAAGGUUAUCUAUGGCCCGAGUGAGACUUGGUAUGACGAGAAAACCAAAGACACAAAGAUCACGGCUAGCAGCGAAACUAUUCUCCAUGGCCUUAAGAAAUUCACCAACUACUCUAUGGAAGUGCUCGCGACUACAAACGGCGGUGAUGGCGUCCGAUCAGCCCCUAUCCAUUGUCAGACUGAACAAGAUGUGCCCGAAGCCCCACGUGCAGUGAAAGCGUUAGUAAUGGGAGCAGAUUCGAUCUUGGUAUCAUGGAGACCGCCCGCGCAGCCCAACGGUGUCGUCACUCACUAUAACGUUUACACGCAAGCGCAGAACGCUGAACCCCAUCCUAAUAAGGUACCCGCAUCUCAAACGAGCUACUCCGCGACCGAACUGAAGGCUGGACGUUACGACUUCUGGGUGACCGCUUCCACCAUUAUCGGAGAAGGACAACCCUCAGCCACCGCCUCUUGCAGCCCUAGUGACAAAGUUCCCGCCAAGAUUGCAUCGUUCGACGAAUCAUUCACCGCUACAUACAAGGAAGACGUUAAACUGCCCUGCCUCGCUGUUGGAGUUCCCCCACCCAAUAUUCUGUGGAAGGUAAAGGGACAUCCUCUAGAAGCCUCGGAACGAGUUCGCCAAUUGCCCGAAGGAUCGCUACAAAUCGCUGGUGUUGCUCGUGAAGAUGCGGGCGAGUACUCUUGCCACGUUGAGAACCAAUUCGGCACUGACACUGUUACACACACGCUCUCUGUACUUGCGCCCCCCUUCCCCCCACAACUGAGCAUCGCAUCUUCCUCCGUAUCGUCGCUCACGCUCCGCCUGAAGCCCCCUGUAGAUGCGGACCAAUCAGCCGCCGGUUACACUAUCCAUUAUAAACAGGAAUUCGGAGAUUGGGAAACUGUUCAGAUUCCAAGCAACACUGACACUUACACAUUGGAAAAUCUCUUCUGCGGAUCUAGAUAUCAACUCUAUGUGACUGCUUACAACGGUAUCGGCACCGGCGAAGCAUCGGACGUAGUGAUCGCCCGUACCCGCGGCUCCAAGCCGCCCGUGCCCCGCGCCGCCGACUUCAUCGAAGUGGGCUCCUCCUCUGUGACCUUGCACUUGAAGCAGUGGCUGGACGGCGGGUGCCCUAUGAGCCAUUUCGUUGUUGAGAAUAAGAAGAAGGGCGCUCCCGAAUGGAACCAGAUCUCUAACGCUGUUAAGCCCGGUGGUAACUUCGUUGUUCUAGAUUUGGAACCCGCUACUUGGUAUGUUUUGAGGAUCACGGCACACAACAACGCUGGAUUCAAUGUUGCUGAAUAUGAAUUCGCUACUCUUACUAUGACUGGAGGUACGGUCGCCCCGUUGCCAGGCAACGCUGAUGAUAAAGAACUGCCCCCAUGGGUGAAAGCUUGGCUGGAACCAGAAGUACUUGUGCCAAUAUUGGCGACGAUUGUCGUGUUCAUUGUUGGAAUGGUCGUGAUCUGCUUAACGCUGGCCAGAAGAAACACUCCGCAUAGACUGCGAGGUCAGAAGGACGCGUACUAUGACGCCGUAUACAAUGCAUCACAAGCUGCACUCGGAGGAGGCGGUGGUACUCUUGACAAACGCGGUGGUCUCCGCGACGAGCUCGGUUACAUCGCCCCGCCCAACCGCAAGCUGCCCCCCGUACCCGGCUCUAACUACAACACGUGCGACCGCGUCAAGCGACAGGCUGUUAUUAUGGGCGCGCACUCCACGUGGGACCCGCGCAGACACCACUAUGAGCGGGUGCGACGUACACACAUGCGCCGAGCGGGUUCCGGUGAUACGCUGUCGACAGGCAUGGAAGACGAGAUCUGCCCCUACGCCACAUUCCACCUGCUAGGCUUCCGCGAGGAGAUGGACCCGAGCAAGGCGAUCGCGUUCCCCCACCACCACCCGUCGCACGCGGGCACGCUGGCCCACCCCCACCCGCACCCUCACCACCCGGCCCACUCGCGCGCUGGAUCUCAGAGCAUGCCCCGUGCUAACAGCCGUUACGCUCGCAAGAACUCACAAGGCGGACAAAGCGCUAUCUACUCUACUGCUCCCGAAUACGACGAUCCUGCUACCUGCGCUGAAGAGGACCAAUACCGUGCCCGCUAUUCCCGCCCAAUGUACGCCUGCGGCCCCGAGUACGACGAGCCCGCGUGCUGCGCCCCAGAGGACGAACAGUACACCGGCGCUUAUGGAACCCCAUACUCUGAUCACUAUGGCUCCCGACCCAGCAUUGGCACCCGCAAGUGCGGCGGGUCCCCCGAGCCCCCCCCGCCCCCGCCCCGCAACGCCACCGCGGACAACAACUGCUCCUCCUCAUUCAACGAGAGCAAGGACUCCAACGAGAUCUCCGAGGCCGAGUGCGACCAGCCCAGGAACUAUCCCGUAAGGGCCCACACUGCCAAGGACGGCUUGCACACCGAGGAAAUGAGAAAACUCAUUGACAGACCAGAAGCAAACACCCCAAUCCCCCAGCAAGCAAUCCACGGGCGGGGACUCACAGCCUACGAUACUGUGGCAGUGUAACCUGUAAAGCGUUACACUCGCGCCGCUCUACGACACGCCCACUCCCAUUCACGCCCUAGUCCUUUAGAUUGUCGCAACCAUGCCGGCGCAAUAUCCGCCACGAUAAUACCAAUUUAAUGAAUAUUUUGCCUUUAUGCCAAUUUGCUUUGCUUAGCGCAGAUAAAGCAAUAAUGUUGCCAGCGGCGUGGUUGCAACAUCUGUCAUGCCAUUUCGUUUACGUGUCGCAUUGUUUAUCGUCGUUUCUUAUCGGUUCUUUUGCACGAGAGUGCCAUAGCAUCAGGAAUUAAUUUUAAAUUGACGUCUCGUCUUGCAAAGUUGGGAAGUCUCAAGUAACGUGUCUCCCGUAGUGCACCCACAACGCGUCACAUAAAUAAAUAGUGUUACCAUGUUUAUCGGAAAUCUAUGGUUGUGGUAGGUAAUUCAAAUUGAUACAUUUCCUUUAGAAACGUGACGUGUACCAUAUUUAUCUCAUACUCGGUACAGUCACUUUCCCAGCUUUGUCAAGACGUCGAAACGAAAGACGAAACGAUUUUUUUUUAUUUGAUCUUAUUUGUUUAGCUUAAUUUAAAGAACGAGUGAUAUUUGUGCUGGUCUUGGGGUGUUAACGGUUUCAAUUUAAAUUAAGCUCAACAUGUAAUAACGAUGUGAUAUUUUGUAUUUUUACCCAUUUUAUUUUUAUGUGAAUUGUACUAACAUUAACGUUAUUUAUAUUUGUGUAAGUUUGUAUUUACACCACUCGCAGCCGCCCGGUUGCUAUAAUGCUUCCUUUACAAUGUUUAAGUUUUAAUUAAUAGUGCUUUUACCAUUUGCGUUAUCAUAUCCUAUUUUAUAUUAUUAUUGUCAUUUAAUGUUUUGCGUUCACAUACACUACUUGAAGUAAGCCUAGAUGUAAGCAUUUUAUUAGUAAUCAAUUCUUUAAACAAUAUACUGUGUAAUCAGUAACUAGUUAGUAUGUAAGCAUUUAACAUUUCUGGCUAAUUUUUAAUUAUACUCAUGAUACAUAAUAAUUCAUUGGAAUAUUCAGUCAAAUAUUAAUUAUAGUAUAACCGAUCAUCCUUGCAGUCUUUGUACUAAAAUAACAAGUGGAAAUAAAAUUCAAUAUGUAUCGUUACCCUAACCGUAAUAUAAUAAGGUGCAUUUUUUAUUCGUAAUAUUAAUCUUUCUAUAUUAUGAUACGAAAUACGUAGAUGUAAGACACGAGCGUGUCAUUUUCUAGAUGUCUCCCUAUAUGUUGUGUCGUGUAAGCUUUGCAACGUAGACUCGUAGAUAGGUUCUCGCGACUUCCUAGCUAACGAUCUCUUCUAUGAACCUUCCAAUUAGAAUUUUUGGAUUAACAUUAAAUAUAUAACUUAAAGUAUAAUCGAAAUUAAGAAAAUUAUUCGAAAUUUAAAAUUAGAUGUUCGAAAUUUAAAAAUCGUACGUUUACUCGAUCCGGUGACGCUAAGUUAAUUAAGUAACCGAGUUUUUUCUAAUCAUAUUUUUGUGGUAUGCUUAUACGGAUGUUUCGUUUGCGGCUUUAUUACGAUUUUGGAUUUGUGCAAAAGGUCAUUCGCUAUUUGCAACUAACUGUUUGUACCAAAGUGUUUUGAUUUGUGUUGAAUAAAGUACUCAAUGUCAACUACA
Messenger RNA from Colias croceus (clouded yellow), 7785 nucleotides. It is a transcript of the gene Dscam1, whose product is annotated as Down syndrome cell adhesion molecule-like protein Dscam2. The transcript has 41 exons. Gene Ontology annotation, cellular component: axon; plasma membrane. NCBI's taxonomy places the organism in Eukaryota, Metazoa, Arthropoda, Insecta, Lepidoptera, Pieridae. The record is from RefSeq and is a predicted model, not a curated record. Gene Ontology annotation, molecular function: cell-cell adhesion mediator activity. Gene Ontology annotation, biological process: homophilic cell-cell adhesion; dendrite self-avoidance; axon guidance. Bases 223 to 6162 code for a protein of 1979 amino acids.